UUUUUAUAUAGCAACAAAAAAAAAUUUUUUUUAUAUAUAAAUACAAAUAUAUUUUUUUUCUUCAUUAACAGAAAUUAACAAUUUAAUACAUUAAAGAUGGGUAACGGUCAAAAAGCACAAAUGAAGCGUGAGCGUAACGCUAAGAACUCAAAGAAAGAACCUACUUCACAAUUAAAGGCUAAUCAAGCUGCAAAGAAUAUUAUUUGUAAAACAUGUUUUCAAACUUUCCUCUGUACUUCUCGUGAAAAAGCUUUAACUGAACAUGCUGAAAAUAAACACAACAAGACAAUGAAGGAAUGUUUCCCUGACUUUGUUGCUGCUUAAUUAUGAUAUUGCAUUGAUAGAAUUCCUCUUAGUAAAGAGAAAAAAGAAAUUACAUUUAUACAUCAUAUCCUAUUAAUUAUUUCAACUCCCUUUGGAAAAAGAAAAAAAAAAAUUUAUUACUUAAUUUUAAAAUAAAAUAAAAAC
Messenger RNA from Cokeromyces recurvatus, 468 nucleotides. Its product is annotated as At2g23090 like protein. Lineage: Eukaryota; Fungi; Mucoromycota; Mucoromycetes; Mucorales; Mucoraceae. The coding region runs from base 97 to 324 and encodes 75 amino acids. The transcript is spliced from 5 exons. The record is from RefSeq and is a predicted model, not a curated record.